UUUCUCGUUCGGUUUCGUGUUCUUCUCCUUCUAUGUUCUUGCCGUGCGAACUCUUCGGGUUUUUCUUUCUUCUUUGCCUUCAGAUUUUGCCUUUUUUUUAUCUCUCUCUUUAUCGCUCGUGCCAAUUCGCACGUGUGUCUCCAUAAAUUCUUAGGCGUCUCUUCCUUCUCAACCGACUUUCUCUCUCCACUUCUCUCUCUCUAUUUUCUCUCUCUUCAAUUUCCUCCGCCGAGAAAUCGCCGAUCGCCGUUGAGUUGCUCGUCACCGUCGAUUCUCCACGUCGCCGUCAAUAGCCCUCCGUCAAUUCGGCUUUCCGAUCGCUUCCGCUCACUAUCAGGAUUGGCACCUGGAGGAUUUGAUUUAUGUAGCGUGGAUGGUGUAAGUUAUUGAAAGAGCAUGCGUAGGCGACCAACUCGGAAAACUUCUUUGUGUUUUUUGAGUAAUGCGGUACUUGGUAGUUAGGGGCAACGUGGUGAAGAAUAAAGAAGAUGAAUGUGCAGGCACACAUGUCCGGACAAAUCUCCGGACAAGUACCUAAUCAGGCGGGCACUCAGUUGCCCGUUCUGCCUCAGCAGAAUGGCAAUGCUCUUCCUCCUCAGAUGCAAAAUCUAGGUGGCCCUCCUCGUACUCCGACUGGAAUGGACCCUGAGCUUUUACGAUCACGCACAUUUAUGCAGGAGAAGAUCUAUGAGUUCUUACUGCAGCGGCACCAUCAGCCAAUUACUGACAUGCACAGAAAGAGGUUUAAGGAUAUUGUGAAGCGCCUAGAGGAGGGUCUGUUUAGAACUGCUCAUACUAUGGAGGAGUAUAUGAACCUGGACACGCUGGAGAUCCGUUUACUUCAUCUAAUCAAGCGUCCGACCAUAAAUAAUCAAAAUCAACAAUAUCCACAGAUUGUCAGUAAUUCAUCUCCUAUUGGUGCAAUGAUACCGACCCCCGGCAUGUCACACAGUGGGAAUUCUAACAUGAUGGUUACUUCUUCUAUGGAUACUUCCAUGAUUUCCACUGGAGGAGGUAAUAGCAUUUCACCCAAUAACUUCAACACUGGAAACAUGUUACCGACUGGUGGCUUACCUGGUGGUUCCUUCAAUAGAUCUGACGGUCAAGUAUCAAAUGGAUAUCAGCAGUCUCCUGCCACUUACUCCGUUGGCCCUGGAGGAAAUGUGUCGUCAAUGAAUGUGCAAAGAGUUACAAGCCAAAUGAUUCCCACUCCUGGGUUUACUAGCAGUACUAAUCAGUCCUACAUGAAUCCAGAAUCCUCGAGUAAUGGUGGUGGGUUAUCUACUGUGGAAUCUGUCAUGGUGUCCCAGCCGCAACAGCAAAAGCCACAUAUUGGUCAGAACAGUCGUAUAUUGCACAAUCUUGGUGGCCAAUUAGGUAGUGGAAUAAGGUCUAACAUGCAACAGAAACCUUAUGGGUUCUCAAAUGGGGCUCUCAGUGGUGGGCUAGGGUUGAUGGGCAAUAAUUUACCACUUGUGAAUGAACAUGGUGCCUCAGAGGGGUAUCUGACUGGCACAUCAUAUGUUAAUUCACCCAAACCCUUGCAACAUCGCUUUGAACAACAUCAGCGGCCAGUGAUGCAAGGUGAUGGGUAUGGAAUAAGCAAUGUUGAUUCUUUUGGGUCUGGCAACUAUUAUGGUUCCGCAACAUCUUCUGGAUCAAUGAUGAAUUCUCAGAAUUUGAAUUCAGUUACUUUGUCACCUAUAUCUAAAACCAACUCUGCUCUCAUAGGUAAUCAGUCGAAUAUGCACACACAACAAGCUGCCCAUAUAAAGCCUCAACCAAUGGAUCAGAUGGAAAAGAUGAGUUUUCAACCUUCAAUAUCUUCGAGAGACAGUAUCCUCCAUCCUCAUCAAGAGCAGCAAUUCCAGCAACAGCCUCAUCAGUUUCAACAACAGCAACAAUUUGUUCACCAGCAGCGCCAGUUGAAGCAGCAAAAUCAGCAAGGUCAACAUUUGUUAAACAAUGAUGCUUUUGGUCAGUCUCAGUUGACAUCUGACGUAAGUAAUCAAGUAAAACGUGAGCCUGUAGAGCACCAUAAUGAGGUUCUGCACUCACAUGCUCCAGAGCAGUUCCAAUUGUCUGAUAUACAGAAUCAAUUCCAGAACUCCGUUGAGGGUCAUUUGAGGGGUGCUCAACAGAUUUCUCUUCUAUCUAGUCAGCAAGAUGUCUGCUCAUCACUGCCUCAGAAUUCUCAGCAAAUGCUACAACCAUUACAUGCCCAUGAAGUGAUUGCAGAGUCUCAAAAUGAUUUCAACUGUGUUUCUGUUGGAGCUCAAUCAGAAUCAAUAUUGCACGGUCAAUGGCAUCCUCAACCCCAGGACUUGAGUAAUAGAGGAGGAAAAAUAAUGCAUGAACAGAAUUUGCAAGAGGAUUUUCAUCAGAGGAUAUCUGGGCAGGAUGAAGCUCAGCGCAAUAAUUUAGCAUCAGAUGGAUCUAUCCUUGGCCAAAAUGUUGCUUCUAGAUGUUCAGCUGAUCUCCAACAUGCAGUAACUGCUACAAGGAAACCUGUCAAUGCAAAUACUGAGAAACAGUAUCGAAAUCAGCAGAGGUGGCUUUUGUUCUUGCGCCAUGCACGUCGGUGUUCAGCUCCAGAAGGAAAAUGUCAAGAACAUAACUGUAUUACUGUCCAAAAAUUGUGGAAGCAUAUUGAAAAAUGCUCUUUACCUCAAUGCACUUAUGCACGAUGCCAUCAUACCAGGAGAUUGCUUCAUCAUCACAAGCACUGUAGUGAUCCAUUUUGCCCUGUCUGUGCUCCUGUGAAAGCUUUUUUGGCUACACAUAUGAAUAAGUCACGGAAUUCUAUGGCAUCUGAUUCUGCUUUGCCAAGUGCAGUAAGGGAAUCUUCUAAAUCCUAUGAUAAUGGAGACAACUUCACAAAAAUGGUUUCAAUCCCGGUUGUUGAAGCUUCAGAAGACAUACAGCCUUCUAUGAAACGCAUGAAGUUAGAGCAGUCUUCUCAGGCUUUUGUUCCUGAGAGUAAUAGUGCUCCUGUAUCAGUUUCUUUGAUUGCUGAACCCCAAUUGCCUCAGGAUAUCCAGCACCUCGAGUUCCAGCAACCUGAGAUUGUUUUGCCUAUCAAACCUGAGCUGUCAGAAGUGAAGUUGGAAGUUCCUGCAAGUUCUGGGCAAGAGAGAUUUGAUGAGUUGAAGAAAGAUAUUGACAGCGGCAACCAAGGCCCUGAUGAACCUGUCAAGUAUGGUGAUCCUGCUUGUUCUGCCCACCAAGAAAGUGUCAAACACGAGAGUGAGAUUGAACUGGCUAAGCAAGAAAACACGAUACAGCCUGUAGAACAUGCAUCUGGAACCAAGUCUGGGAAGCCAAAGAUAAAGGGAGUUUCAUUGACUGAAUUGUUUACUCCUGAGCAAGUAAGAGAGCACAUUACAGGCCUGAGGCAGUGGGUUGGCCAGAGUAAAGCAAAGGCUGAGAAGAACCAAGCUAUGGAGCACGCGAUGAGUGAGAAUUCCUGUCAAUUGUGUGCAGUUGAGAAGCUUACUUUUGAACCACCACCAAUAUAUUGUACACCUUGUGGUGCUCGCAUCAAACGCAAUGCAAUGUAUUAUUGUGUGGGUGCUGGUGAUACAAGGCAUUAUUUCUGCAUUCCAUGCUACAAUGAGGCCCGUGGAGAUACUAUAAGUGUUGAUGGGACUGGCAUUCCAAAAGCAAGGUUAGAGAAGAAGAAAAAUGAUGAGGAGACUGAAGAAUGGUGGGUUCAAUGCGAUAAAUGUGAAGCUUGGCAGCAUCAAAUUUGUGCUUUAUUCAAUGGUCGAAGGAAUGAUGGUGGGCAAGCUGAAUACACUUGCCCUAAUUGCUAUAUACAAGAGGUUGAAAGGGGAGAACGUAAGCCCUUGCCACAAAGUGCUGUUCUUGGAGCCAAAGAUUUGCCAAAAACUAUCCUCAGUGACCAUAUAGAACAACGGUUGUUUAAGAGACUGAGGUAUGAAAGGCAAGAGAGGGCUAAACUUCAAGGAAAAAGCUAUGACCAGGUUCUUGGAGCGGAAGCACUUGUAGUUAGAGUUGUUUCCUCAGUCGACAAAAAAUUAGAAGUGAAGCAGCGAUUUCUUGAAAUUUUUCAGGAAGAGAAUUAUCCAACUGAGUUCCCCUAUAAAUCUAAGGUAAUUUUAUUGUUUCAGAAGAUUGAAGGUGUGGAAGUAUGCUUAUUUGGCAUGUAUGUCCAAGAAUUUGGAUCUGAAGCCCAAUUUCCAAAUCAGCGCCGUGUUUAUCUCUCGUAUCUGGAUUCUGUCAAGUAUUUCAGGCCUGAGAUUAAGGCAGUAACUGGAGAGGCUCUCCGUACAUUCGUUUAUCAUGAAAUUUUGAUUGGAUACCUUGAAUACUGCAAAAAACGGGGCUUCACAAGCUGUUAUAUAUGGGCCUGUCCUCCAUUAAAGGGUGAAGAUUACAUAUUAUAUUGCCACCCUGAAAUUCAGAAAACACCAAAAUCUGACAAGCUCCGGGAGUGGUAUUUAUCAAUGCUUAGAAAAGCUGCAAAGGAAAACAUUGUAGUUGAUCUCACUAAUCUAUACGACCAUUUCUUUGUAUCUACUGGUGAGUGCAAAGCCAAGGUCACUGCAGCUAGGCUGCCAUAUUUUGAUGGUGAUUACUGGCCUGGUGCUGCGGAGGAUCUCAUUUAUCAACUCCGUCAAGAAGAGGAUGGUAGAAAACAAAAUAAGAAAGGAACAACAAAGAAGACUAUAACAAAAAGAGCUUUGAAAGCAUCCGGUCAGUCUGAUCUCUCUGGUAAUGCCUCGAAGGAUCUGCUACUGAUGCAUAAACUUGGUGAAACCAUAUGCCCUAUGAAGGAAGAUUUUAUAAUGGUUCAUCUACAGCAUGCGUGCUCUCACUGUUGCAUUUUAAUGGUAUCUGGAAAUCGUUGGUUUUGCGAUCAGUGCAAAAAUUUUCAGAUUUGUGACAAGUGUUAUGAAGCAGAGCAGAAACGUGAAGAACGAGAAAGACACCCUAUCAAUCAGAGGGAGAAACAUGCGCUUCAUCCGGUGGAAAUUACUGACGUACCUGCUGAUACAAAAGACAAAGAUGAGAUUCUUGAGAGUGAAUUCUUCGACACUAGACAGGCAUUUUUGAGUCUUUGCCAAGGCAAUCACUAUCAAUAUGAUACUCUUCGACGGGCUAAACAUUCGUCAAUGAUGGUCCUUUACCAUCUUCACAACCCAACUGCUCCUGCAUUUGUGACAACGUGCAAUAUAUGCCAUCUUGAUAUCGAAACUGGUCAAGGAUGGCGUUGUGAAGUUUGCACCGACUAUGAUGUAUGUAAUGCUUGUUAUCAGAAGGAUGGGAACAGUCAGCAUCCCCAUAAAUUGACAAAUCAUCCCUCAACAGCUGAUCGUGAUGCGCAAAACAAGGAAGCAAGGCAGAUUCAGCAGCUAAGAAAAAUGCUUGAUCUUCUGGUGCAUGCAUCACAAUGUCGGUCUGCACUAUGUCAGUACCCCAAUUGUCGUAAGGUGAAGGGGCUUUUCCGUCAUGGGAUACAAUGCAAAACGCGUGCAUCUGGAGGCUGCCUUCUCUGCAAGAGAAUGUGGUAUCUUCUCCAACUUCAUGCUCGAGCUUGCAAAGAAUCAGAGUGCCAUGUUCCACGUUGCAGAGAUUUAAAAGAACAUUUGAGGAGGCUGCAGCAGCAGUCUGACUCACGGAGAAGAGCUGCCGUAAUGGAGAUGAUGAGACAGAGGGCUGCUGAGCUUACGAGCAAUGCUGGUUGACCAAAUUGUAUAUGUAAAUAUGGAUGUUUUGGAUAAAUCCUUGAGAAUGUGGGGGAAGAAGAUUAGACAAUAGUUUUCUACUGCUCUGCUAACAAGCUGCUGGAAACUAGGCAGUAGCGGCAGCAACAGUGGAGCAAUUAGAUGGUUGGAAGGGGAUAUGCAUUUUUCAGUACAGCAGAUUUGCUUUCAGGGGAGUAUUUUCUUUCCGUUCUUCAUCGACACGAGUUUCUCCCUCGAGAGAAAAACAAGUGAAGUUUUAUCGACUGUUUCCGUCCUCUUUCAACAGUGGCUAACCAUGCCCGUCGGAGAAAUUGGCGCACUGAUGUGUAUGUCUUCUGGCCUAAUUUGGUGAUUCUUUGAUUUCAUGGUCUCGUAGUUAAAAGUCCAAUGCCAUCCCAGGGUGGCAAGUGUACUAUAAAAUUGUUCUAAUCUGUCUAAAUGUUUUUUUUUUUUUUACAGAGGAAUUUGAGAGGGAGUAGUUUUGAAUCUUUUUUUCUUUUUUUAAUUUUUUCUUCUAAUAUAAAAUUUUCCUGUCUCCCUUUCAGUCAGUAUAUUGACCCAUUUUGUAGAAUGUGCUCUUAUUUAAAGAUGGAAGGAAUAAGUAGUUUCUUCA
Morus notabilis is the source of this 6324-nucleotide messenger RNA. Its product is annotated as histone acetyltransferase HAC1. Gene Ontology annotation, molecular function: zinc ion binding; chromatin DNA binding; histone acetyltransferase activity. The transcript has 17 exons. NCBI's taxonomy places the organism in Eukaryota, Viridiplantae, Streptophyta, Magnoliopsida, Rosales, Moraceae. Gene Ontology annotation, cellular component: transcription regulator complex; histone acetyltransferase complex. Gene Ontology annotation, biological process: positive regulation of transcription by RNA polymerase II. Bases 489 to 5711 code for a protein of 1740 amino acids. The record is from RefSeq and is a predicted model, not a curated record.